AUGUUUAGGAGAAGAACAACUGCAGCAGAUAUGGAACAAGCGAACCCGACAGCUUUAGCAGCUGCAGCAAGUAUCGGUAAAUUAUUCAUGAAGAAAGAGAAUCAGCCAGAAAAUAAGCCAAAAUCGACCUAUCGUUCGGCUUCGAUGACGAACAUGAGGAAACCUUCUGCUUCCAAAAGAGUGUCCUCCAUUUCCAGUACAUCGUCAGAGUCUACGCGAGGGAACAGUCAAAAUCGUCCUAGGAAGCUGAAUAGUCUCAACCAACGCUCGUCAGUGGUGAGAGAAAGUGGCUCAAAUCUGCCCUUGCGGACGGGAUCACAGUCCAAAACCAGUUCACACAAUCGAACUUCGAGUCUUCCCAACCAGAGAGGCCAAUCAAGCAGAAACAAUUCUGGUUUGCAACGCCGUAACUCGAAAAUAAACCAAAGAGUAAGCUACGACGAGGCUCAGCGUACGUUCAAAGAUUUUGGGGGACCACAGGCUAGAGGCGUUCUAACCAACAAACAACGUUCUAGUACCCACGGUAGUCUCGCCCCUUUGAAAACUACGCGAAAAUAUAUUCCCGGACCUAACGGGCUAAUUGCGGUUGAUGUUCCAGUUGAAAGACCAGAUAACAUUUCUGGUUCAUUAAGACGUUCAACUUCAGCCCACAGCGACUUGAAUGUCAGAAAUGGUUCGUUAUUGAGAAAAAAAAUUUCGCAAGAAUCUUUACAUUCACAACCAAAAAGAACUUCUUCUUUAAGGAACUCAUCAAACUCACAAACAAAACAAGACAACGAGCCUACUCAAAAUGGAAAAGUGCCAAAAAACCGUCCUCUUAUUGAAACACAGGUUCGUGAAGAAACCGAUCAGGAACUAAAGCUGGAAAACUCCAGCUCUUCUGGAUCCGAAACUGUAGUCAAUGGAGAGAAUAAUUCAGAAAAGCCCAAAUCACCGGCUAAUGGAAAGGACAAUUUAAGCAAACUGAUAGAUGAAAACAUUGAGUUAAAAGGCUUUAUUGAAAAAGAGGAAAAGGAGAAAAUUUUGAAAUCCGACGAAGAACACGUUAUUGCGCAUAAGCCAGCUAAACAAGAGAAGUUGAAUGAUAAACACUCAGCAGUUGUAGAUGAUAAAUCUCCUUACUCUGACAAGAUAGAGACUGCAAAAGAGACAUCAAGAAAAAAACCAAAUCAUGUACUAGAGGAACACUAUGGUUCUAAAGCUGAAAAGCCCGAAGGACAACUUAAAAAAUUGGAACAUACUAUUUCUGACGAUAGUUCAUCUGUUCAAAGAUUGGCCGAAAAAGACAGAUUGGAAAACGGUGAUCGUAACUUAACAAGCGAUACAGUUAUAUCUCCCACGCAAAACCUCGAUGAAAACGCUAAUUCAAUACAAGAUCACAUUAUUCCAAAAGCUAUCAAUACAACACACAAGACUGAAAAAAUGGACAGCUCUUCGGAUGAAUUAUCUCCUUCAAGCACCUACUCUACACACGAAAAUUUUGAUGACAGUAAGGAUAGAAAUAUCGAUGCAGUAGACAAGAAAACUCAAGAAGCAAUAAAACCAAUCGCUUCCCAGGAAAAUAAUGGACAGAAACAAGCGAAGCCAACACCCUCUUUGGCUCAAUAUCUAAGAACCUCAAAUACCUAUCUAUCUCCAAAAAAUCCACCGAAACAAAUUGAAACAGAAAAGCUUCUUAAACCAGAAAAUCCAAUGGCGCCCGCCACCAAAGUUGUUACACCCAUCAAAUCUGCCUUAAAGAAAUCAUCAGGGAUAUCUAAUCACAAAAAUUCUGUGUACGCUGAGAGCUCCCCUGCAAAUGGUGCAUAUCUGUCUCUUACAACUGCUGAAAAUACAAGGCUGAAUGCCCAAAUGACCGUCUCUGAUAGUGUAUCGCGCAGAACUAGUGUGAAACGCUCUUCCAUAAAAAGACCUCAAUCAGUGGGCCAGUUUAGAAACAACAGAUCGAGUUCACCUUCUCCCCCAGAGAAAAUAAGCAGUAAGCGCCACUCUGCUAUACCUUUAGGAACUCCGGAGAAAGGUAAAUCAAAAAGAAGUUCGGUAGUAGCUUCUUUUCCUAAAGCCAUAUCACAAACUCACAAUUCAACCACUGUACCAGAGCCCAAUGGCCAAAAAAGCAAAUUGAAAAGCGAAGUUAGCGGAAAGCUCAAUGAUGCAAGUAUGAAGAAAGGACCACAGGGCCCACAGAAUAGUAAGCCUGCAACAAAGGAUAUGAACAGUAUCUUAUAUCCUAAGGAACCACCUGCCCGCAAAUCUAGUUUUGAGAAAACACGAAGCAAUGAGUCUCAUCUUGGAUUCAAAAAGCUAUCCUUAAGAAACAGUAUUAUGGAAGAUGAUACCAGUGAUGGUUAUAGCGGCCAAGCGAGCCAGAAUAAUGCAAACCGAACGGAAACAGCACAGGAGUUUUUUAAAAAUCUGGGUUAUUCCUCCAGAUUUGCAGAUUCAGACUCCGACAACGACUCCCAAGUUUUUAGUCAAAGCCCAUCAAAACAAAAAGCUGGAACAGAAGAACAUAAUACUAACAGCAACAAGAAGACUAGUAGCGGUAAUAAUGGUGCCUUUUCAUUGUUCAAGAGCAAGAGCAAGAAAAAGGAGGACGACAUGGCCCCACCGCGCAUUUCACAGCCUAAUCACAAUACCGCCCAUCCUGCCACUCCAAAUAUGAAAGUAAGCAAAAAGUUCAGUGGUGUAUCUUUAAGAGCGGCUAGUGACGCUGAACCUGCGAAAGUUUCAAGCCCUACAAUGAGUAAUAGGUUAAGAUUUUCUAGUAAUCCAGAGAAUAGUGAAGGAAGGUACCUACAAUCACAAGAAAAUAAUGAUACAAAGGAAAAGAAGGGAGGAUUUGGCAAAAAGCUAAAAAAAAUUUUUGGUAGAAAGAAGUAG
Molecule: messenger RNA, 2883 nt
Organism: Saccharomyces eubayanus
Lineage: Eukaryota; Fungi; Ascomycota; Saccharomycetes; Saccharomycetales; Saccharomycetaceae
Gene: SEG1
Product: Seg1p
Exons: 1
Coding region: 1-2883 (960 amino acids)
Source: RefSeq, a predicted model, not a curated record